AGAAAGCAGAGCAGCAAGACAAGGAGGCCAGUAAGAAAGAACUCAAGCAGGGAGUCAGAAACAGAGAAACAGCCAGAAUGUGGAGCUUGAUCUGUUUGAAAAGAAAAGCUAGCCAGUAGGCAGAGAACUGUGUACCUAAGACCUGAGAGGAAGUUAACAGGAAAAAUAUAAGGCUUAAUUAAAUAUCUUUGGGACUAUGAUUAGAUAGGCCUAGAGGGAUCUGUUUAUUCUUUAUUUGCCCUCCUGUUGCUUAACUGGGCCUUACUGUAGACCUGAACAAACUGUUUUCCCCAUUGGGGGAUCUAAUUGAGAGUUCUAACAAAAGAAAAGACUUUUUAUUAGAGUAGUAAAUCUUUUGAAAGGUGUUAUUGCUGUGGCUUGCAGUUAUUGGUUGUGUAUCCUAUGCCUAAAGUUUUGCCACUACCAAAACAGGGAUUCAUUUAUGGAAUAAAAUGUUUGGUGUCUGCAUUGGUGAAGACAAGCCGAACAAAUAAAGACCCCCACCUGGGGCCAAUGGAAGAGUUCCUGCAGGAGGGAGUAAGGUGUAAGAGAGAGUGAGAUUGCUCACACUUUUUUUUUUGCCAAUCUCACUUCCCAUCACCAAAUAAGGCUGGGCCAGAUAAGGCUAUGACAGAAGGUGUAAGCCAGGUAGACUCUGGAAUUUGUGGCAUGCAUACAGAUGGCAGAACAGGCCAGAUACUCUGAGACAAAGUUAGCUCAGAAAUCCUUUCAGGAUGAAUUGCUGGGAAUCACAAUCAUAGAGUCUCUACAGUCUGAUGAUGCUCCACUCUAUCAUGUCCAUCAGAAAGAUGGAGUGCUGAUCUGUGAUGACUUUCUGCUAGGAUGUUGUCCACUGCAGGGACAAUGUCCAUGUCACCACACCCCAUUUCCUUACCAUUGGCAGUGGCGCCGCCGGAAAGAUUGUGUAUGGCUAAGUUUCAGCUUUUCUGCUCAACACCAUUUGGAGAGGCUAUACUGUGACAAGAAUGUGACGGAAGCAAAGCUGCUAGACAGGAAUGGAGAUUACUGUUCCUUAAUCUUUAAUGGCAUGGUGCUCGGAGAGAAUGUGUUAUAUGACAAAAUCAGGCGUCUGUCCAACAGCAGCAACCCAGUGUACAACCCUUACUUCCAUGUAGAGUGGAAGGUUUACUGGAAGGAAUGUGAUAAAUGGAUGAAAUACCAGGAGCCCAUUGUACGAGAACUUGUGGCUGCUUUUGAGAAGGGCAUGUGGAACCAUGCUUUUUAUCUUCACGGUCAUCUCUACAAUGUGGAUAUCAAACAAAUGACCCAAUGCAAUGUCCGCUCAGGCUUUACUCGCAACAUCAUGUACCGACCCAUCUUGCGUACAUGCACCUCAAUGGUGCCCUAUUUGCGAUCAAUUUCUUCACUCCUUCAUCCUAUAGCCAACCCCGGAGAUGACCCACUGGAUUUCUAUUGUGGGCCUUAUCCUGCAACAUGGCCCCCACCACCUCAAGAGAAUUGUGCUUUUACCAUGGUAGAAGUAUCUGCAUCAGAGAUGGCUACCCACAAAGUGAAAAAGCUCUUCCAUGCCACAUUGCCAGAGAAGCAGGUAUUAGUGCUGGCUGUGUACCGCAUACACAAUGACCAACUUUGGCAAGCAUAUAUGAGGCAGAAAGAGUUCAUGUCUCAGACACGCAUUGUAGAUAACGUGGAUGUCCUGGAAAGGCAUCUUUUCCAUGGCACGGGAGCAGCUCAGAUAAAGCCUAUUUGCACAGAGAACUUUAAUCCUCACUUGUCAGGUUUGAAUGGUAGUGUAUAUGGCAAAGGCAUUUACUUUGCAAAAGAUGCCAAUAUUUCACACUCCUAUGCCAAAACAGCCAAAGAUAACAUGCGCCACAUGUUCCUGGCGAAAGUAUUGACAGGGUACUGGAUGAAAGGCAAUUCGAAGUGCAGGAAGCCUCGCAUUUGGUACGAUUCCUGUGUGGAUUGUGUCUCUGACCCCAAAAUCUUUGUCGUCUUCAAGAACUGCCAAUGCUACCCCUAUUUCCUGAUCCGCUACAAGGAAGUGAACACGCCUGUGCUUGUUGAUGUGUAGACAGAAAGUCUUUUCUGCCCAGCAACAAAGGGAAUCACAAAUUACCAAGGACUGCUGAAAUU
Sceloporus undulatus (fence lizard) is the source of this 2118-nucleotide messenger RNA. RefSeq names its product protein mono-ADP-ribosyltransferase TIPARP-like. Gene Ontology annotation, molecular function: NAD+ poly-ADP-ribosyltransferase activity. The transcript has 5 exons. The coding region runs from base 680 to 2056 and encodes 458 amino acids. The record is from RefSeq and is a predicted model, not a curated record. Lineage: Eukaryota; Metazoa; Chordata; Lepidosauria; Squamata; Phrynosomatidae.